CAGGGAUCUGGAAAUAAAAAAAAAGGAACAGAAGCGUUAAGUCUUUUCUCCCCAAGUAACAUAUCCAAGCUAAACUUUUAUGUGCAAAGUCAGCUCAAUGCUUAUGUUAUUCCAAAAUCAUAGCUAAGAAUGACGGCCUCCUUGAGAAAAAGAUGAAGGGCAACUCUUGUACACAUAAAUACGGCCUGUCACGAAAAACAUGACAUUAAUUAAAUCUAUUAAUGAGAGAAUGGGAUAAAGAAUGUGUUCUUGACAGUAUUAAUAGACAAAAUAAAAUCAAUCUUUGCUUGUUAUUUACUUAUUUCCUUUUUCCUCACCAGGUUCCCGUUUCGUCCACAAGGUUUUUUAUUCAAACGUUUACCGCAAAAUUUUUGUCCUGUAAGGUCAGAUCGAUUGGCCUCUGAAAUAUCCCUAGCACUACAUGAGUAAAUAGUAAAACGAAAAAGUUAAAAAAAAAAAACUGUUAUCUUGAAAUUGCAAUGCGAGCUGCGUUACAGCAGGGCCACCCCAUGAAACUCAAUUUUGAUAAAAUCGACAUGCGAUGUUCCGUUAUCUUUUUCACUCGAGUUUUAUUUUUAGUUAUAAAACAAUAGUUUUAUCUUUAUUCAUUAGAAUCAAUUUUAUUGCCUUUUUUGACUCCUGACCUGCGCCUGAAUCAGGCUUCCUAAUUGGUAAAAGGUUGUCCUCGGCAAGAUCUGAUGCAAGUUUCUUUAUUUCUUCAGCGCGUUGAUAGUUUUACUUCAGUUUUGUUACGGUUUUGUCUCGUCCACAGUCUCGCCUGACUUCACAAGCUAAUUUAUCUUUUGGCCUCUAACAUGUUUGCGUGUCUCUCCUAUUCUAUUGCGCAUAUCUUCUGUACUUUCUAUCACUGACAAUCAUGAUCAGUUUUCAUGGUCGUCACGAGGGAUCAGAAAACAUCAUCAUAACAAAUUUUCUUGUCCAAAGUGGCUCGGCCACUUGUUUUUCAAAGGCCAUUUUGUCAGAGGAACUAACAGAUUACGUCGUUGAGGGACUUCGUGAGCUCUUUCUGCUUGGGUGAAAUUUCAGAUUCUACAGGUGAACUAAUUGGCACAAUGAGACCCGUGGCUUGUCACGUAGACUUACUUCAUAUUAUCGGAAGAACCUUAGCUGCUGCGUGGCUAAGGACAUCCCGGAAAACGUUUUCAUGUUACAAGUGCUUAAAAGUCAGCUCAUCUGCGAUACGAUCGAGAGAAUUUUUGGAAUAAUUCAAUAAAAAUUGUUAAGCUUUAAGCAGAUCAAGAAAACCAGGGAAAGAUCUCGUAAGUGCUGUAACACCAAUCAAUUGCUUGUUUUCCUUGAAAGCUGGACGUUUGAAGCUCGAGCAGAUUCCACGCACGUCAAGUACUUGAAUCACUGCUCUCUAGUGAGCGUGACUAUUCAUUCAGUAAUACAACAGAUGGCAGCAUUUCAUUUCUACGUGUGAACUCCUAGCUUAAUUUUCAUGUCUAUGCCACACAAAAAACGUUUCAGUUCGUCCGUAAACAAGGUUCUUUGCGUGAGAAAUCUGAAGUGAUCACCUUCUGGAAAAAAACUUUUAAUCUUCUUCGAGAGCUGACACACGUUUCUGUAUUAUAUCACGUCCUUGGUUUUGCUUCAGCUCAUUUUCUCUUGUUUGUUAGUCUUUCUUGACAUGAAGUGUUGUUCAAACCGAUUUAAUUUUUGACCUCAUAAGUACUAUAUUUGUCUAGUUAUUUCUUCCUCUAGACUUAGCAUCACGUCCUGAAAGAUCUAAGGGGUACAAAGACACCAGGAAGUCUCUAUCGUACUAUAAAGGCCGACACAGUCAGCUUUGAUAAGAAUAGUACAGACUGCUUGUUUCUUUGGAACGUCUAAGCGAAACAAGUGAGCUUCUAGCAAGUCAGGAAACAAUGGUUGGUUUAUCACAAGAAGGAGAAGAGGCGAGUGCGCAAACAUGGGGCAAGAUGAAAGUUAGCAUGGCAAAACUUAUCAGAAAAGCAAAAUCUCCGAAGCUUCUGGAAGAAAAGGCAAAAGGAAAUGACGAAAAAGACGAGACAUUAUUGCAAUUUUCUCCAUGUGGACAUUCCGCAUCAGCAUCUGUUCUUUCUCAGUCGCCGCUAUCACUACUGGCUCAAUCGCAUGAAGAACCUUCAUCACUAUUGACGCCAUGGUCUGCACAAGAGGCUUCAUCAACACUGGCACCAUGGCCUGGACAACAGGCUUCAUUAACUCAGGUGCCAUGGCCUGCUCGACAAGCUUCAUCAACACAGGCACCAUGGUCUGCACAACAGGCUUCAUCAACACAGGCGCCAUGGUCUGCACAACAGGCUUCAUCAACACAGGCGCCAUGGUCUGCACAACAGGCUUCAUCAACACAGGCGCCAUGGUCUGCACAACAGGCUUCAUCAACACAGGCGCCAUGGUCUGCACAACAGGCUUCAUCAACACAGGCGCCAUGGUCUGCACAACAGGCUUCAUCAACACAGGCGCCAUGGUCUGCACAACAGGCUUCAUCAACACAGGCGCCAUGGUCUGCACAACAGGCUUCAUCAACACAGGCGCCAUGGUCUGCACAACAGGCUUCAUCAACACAGGCGCCAUGGUCUGCACAACAGGCUUCAUCGACACAGGCGCCAUGGUCAGCGCAACAGGCUUCAUCGACACAGGCGCCAUGGCCUGAACAACAGGCUUCAUCGACACAGGCGCCAUGGUCUGCAGAACAGGCUUCAUCGACACAGGCGCCAUGGGCUGAACAACAGGCUUCCUCGACACAGGCGCCAUGGUCAGCGCAACAGGCUUCAUCGACACAGGUGCCAUGGUCUGCGCAACAGGCUUCAUCGACACAUGCGCCAUUCUCUGCAGAACAGGUUUCAUCGACACAGGUGCCAUGGUCUGCACAACAGGCCUCAUCGACACAGGCGCCAUGGCCUGAACAACAGGCUUCUUCGACACAGGCGCCAUGGUCAGCGCAACAGGCUUCAUCGACACAGGUGCCAUGGUCAGCGCAACAGGCUUCAUCGUCACAGGCCCCAUGGUCUGCACAACAGGCUUCAUCAUCACAGGCGCCAUGGUCUGCGCAACAGGCUUCAUCGACACAGGCGCCAUGGUCUGCACAACAGGCUACAUCAACACUGGUGCCAUGGUCUGCACAACAGGCUUCAUCAUCACAAGCGCCAUGGUCUGCACAACAGGCUUCAUCAACACUGGUGCCAUGGGCUGCACAACAGGCUUCGUCGACACAGGCGCCAUGGUCUGCACAACAGGCUUCAUCAACACUGGCGCCGUGGUCUGCUCUUGUUACGAUGUCAAAAGAUGUGAAAGACUUCAGUAAUUUUAAGCGUAAAGGCCAAGAAAGAACUUUGGAUGAUGUUCAGAUCUCCAUCGAACAAGUUCCUGUUUGCAGAAGCAUCCUAGUUACUGGGAUUUCUGAGAAUACUACCCAUGAUGCAAUUGAACUGUGUUUUGAAAACCGAAAGAAGAAUUGUGGUGGUCCUGUGGAGGAGGUCUCUUACACGCCUGGAAGUGGUAGAGCUGUGGUCGUGUUUGAAGAUCCAAAAGACAUGGCAAGAGUGUUUGACAGGCAUCAGGAGCGACCAAUUGUGUUAAACGGAAACCAACUUUCAAUCAAAAUCCACCAAGAUGAGGUACGUGAUAGAGUAGUCAAUAGCACUCAAACGAUUGAAAAAAAAGAGACAAGGGAAGCCAACUGGAAGCAGAUCUCUCUACAUGUUCCCAAAGAACACGUGAUCUUGCUGAAGAAAAUAAAGCUUGCGGAUAAACUAGCAGACGAGAACAAGGAGUUAGAAAUCAAGAUGGACAAAGGAAAGGAGGAAAUUUAUAUCGCAGGUCCUCAAGAACAGUUUAUCGAGGUAAUAAAUAAGUUUUCCAAUCAACUGAAAGACAUGGUUAUGAAGAAUCUGAGCUUAUCUGCUAGAGUUUUGAAAGUCUUAUGUUCCGAAGAGGGGAUUCAAAAAGUCAAUCAUGAGUUGGAAAGCAAUGAGGUUGAGGCGAUCUGUUUCAUUGACAAAGAUACCAAGAUUGUGGGAACGUCAGCUGCGCACGCAGACGCUGCUGAAAAGCUCGUGAACGAGUUGAUGCUGGAAAAACAAGUCGAAGUGGAUGCUAAGAGUGAUCAUUUGUUAAAGUCAACUGAAUGGAUCAAGAUAUGCGAUGAAAUCAAUGCAAAAUCAACUGUCCAUGUCUAUGGAAACGUCUGGAAUGAUACCCGUGUAGCGGGGUUUAAAGAUGAAGUCAGUGAAGUGUUGGAAAAGCUAAGUGCCUUCCUUGAAGACAACUACAUCAGACAAGAAGAUUAUGUGUGCAUCUCAGACCUUGUGAGAAGGUAUAUUGGCGAGUUUCGUCAAAAAAACCUACGAUCCAUCGAAGAUCAGCUAAAGGAAUUUGACGUUUCGAUUAAAAAUGGAGAAAGACCUGAACAUUUUGAAAUCUCUGGAAAGAGGGAAGGCUUGAAACGGGUUAGGAAGGAGCUUGAUGAACUUACAAGUAAUAUUGCGACACAUACUUUUGACGUGGAGCAGCCAGGACUCCUGAAGUACCUUGACACUGAAAAAGGAAGAUGCUUGGUGAAAUUAGUGGAAAAUGAGCAAGACUGUGUCAUUGAUUUAAAGGAGAACUUGUGCAGUGAGUCAGAAGCUGAAUCUACUGCCUCUUCGGGUGACAAAGAGAUGACUAUCGAAGAAGGAUAUGAAGAUGAUGAUGAGAUAAACCGUGACAGUGAUAAUGACAAUGACAGUGUUGGAACUGCUGAUGAUAGCAAAUGUGAUGAUGAUGAUAAUGAUAAAGUGGACCAAAAUAGUGCCAGUGGUGGUGGCCUUGAUGAUGAUACUUCUGCUGUUGAUAAAAGUACCACUGGUGGAAAUGAUUCGUCAACUCUUGUAACAAUCCAUGGCCAUAGUAUAUCAUGGAAACCUGGACUCAUCGAGAAAGAAAAGGCUGAUGUACUGGUCAGCUCCCACGGGAGUUGCACUGAAGCAAUCAGAAAAGCUGGUGCUCCUUAUAAACCAAUUCCAGAUGUUGGCGAAGUUAGUGUUUCACGUGGUUUAACCCCAGCCACUCACGUGAUCCUCACUCACUGUUGCGCGUGGGACGGUGUCAAGGGUGGGACGGCGGAAAAGACAUUACAAGCCAUCGUCAGAAAAUGUCUGGAGAAAGCUGAGGAGCUGGAAGCGAAAUCCAUUGCUUUUCCGGUCAUAGGAACUGGAAACCUCAAAUUUCCUCGUGAAAAAGCUUCUAAAAUCAUGGUGCAACAAGCACUUGACUUCUGCAGAGGCCAUCCAAUGUCCAAACUGCAGAAUAUUCAAUUCGUCGUGUAUCAGCAAGACCAGCUAUUGAAAGAUGCUUUUAAUAAAGAGAUGAAUAAGGUAAAAGCGAAGUACAAAGAUGCCCCUAAGUACAAGCUUCAUCACAUUCUGAAAACUAUUCGACCAAAAACGAAACAAGGCCCAGCAAAGACAAGAUCGGAUCCUGUAGAGAUUGAAAUUGUGCAGGGAGAUAUAUGCAAGGAGAAAACCGACGCUAUCGUAAGUGUGUUAGGUAAAGACUUGAACAUGGACAAUGCAGGGGAACUUAGCAAGGCAGUGAAAAAGAUGUGUGGCCAGGCAGUACAAGAGGAGUUGAACAAGUUGACGAGACAACCAACCAUAUCAGCGGUGAUUACUGGUGGUGGAAAUCUCCCUGCACGUCAUAUCAUCCACUUGAUACCAGAAUCUUCUGAUAAAGAUCACCUGCAGCAGUGCGUGGAAAAGUGCCUCCAGCUGGCAGAAACACAAGGUCUGAGCUCCAUUUCCAUUCCUGCGAUAGGCACUGGAAAACACUUUGUGUCUGCGGUUGACUCAGUAAACCUGAUCUUUAAGGCAAUCCAAAGCUUCAAUGGAAAAUGCAACAGAGUUCGUAAAGUCCGAAUUGUAAUCUCCCAUGCAAAAAUGUUACCGGCGUUUCAGCAGGAACAGUUUAAACACUCGCACCAUUUAGAAGAAGACUCCAAUCGACGCACAAUCUUAAAUAGCCCAUUUAGUGUGGAGGUUACAACGGGUGAUUUGACCAAAGAGAACACCAGUGAUGCUAUCAUGAAUAUUGCCAGCGCCGACAUAAAUUUAAACAACGCUGGCGAAUUAAGUAAAGCGAUAGCAAAAGCUUGUGGUCCACUGUUGCUAAAAGAAUGCCACCAGGUGGGGAAGAUGUCCCCGGGCUCAGUUGCGAUGACCAGUGGAGGAAAUUUAACAGUACCUCACAUUAUUCACAUUAUCCCUGGCUCGCCAGAUCUGCAACAUCUUCAGCAAUGCUUAGAAGUGGGGCUCCGUCUUGCAGACACUAAAAGCCUGAAAUCAAUAUCAAUUCCAUGUAUUGGCACAGGCGGGUACAAUUUGGCCGCCGCACAGUCAGCUCAAGUGACUUUUCAAGCGCUCAGUGCUUUUAGUGCCAGUUGCAAAAGUAUUCAAAAAGUAAAAAUAGUCGUUUUUAAAACACACCUGAAAAAGGAAUUCGAAUUUUUGCAAACGCAACUGAGGCAACAGCUGAAAAGCGAGGACGACGAAAGCAGUGGUUCAGAAAAGGAGGCUGUAAAGCGGUCACGAAAAGGAGGGCGAAGGCAGGAACGAGAGCCAGUUCAAAGAUACUCCGUAAAAGUUUGCGUCGUCGGUAAGGACAAGCCCUGCGUAGAAAAUGCCGCAAAGUGCUUACGUGAUAAAUUCGCUGAAGUUUUAGUCCUUAGAACAGUCGAAAGUGACGUCAUCAGUAACCUCUCUCAGAAUCAGAUCCUUGGACUGGAAAGAAAAGCCGUCGAACACGGCGUCAAAAUAGAAGUCCGGGUUGAGAUUGAUCGCAUUGUCGUUCGAGGUGAAUCAAAUGACGUUUUCCAAAUGCUCCAAGAGAUCUGGGAAAAGAUCAAAGAGAGGACAGAACAGAAAAAAGAGGAAGAGAUGGCUCAGAUUCUAUCAAACAACAUUGUGUGGAGUUAUGAAUUAAACGGCGAUGUGAUCGAGUUUGGUGCGAAAGAGAACGCAAUGAUUGAGCUGGCGCACUCUAAAGGAGACCAAACAGUGAAAGUUUCUCUUGGUGGAAAACAGUUCGUCAUAGAUGUCAAGAACAAAUUGGGAGUCGGAGAAUAUUCUUCCCCUACAAUGAAACUGAUAAGAAAGGCAAAGGGAGCUGUUGAAGGUUUUCCCUUACCAACGCAAUGGACACUAUUUCCACCCCCCAAUAUGGAUGUCAACAGAAUCGACCUUGCCCAAAGCAGCAAGGAGUAUCAAGACGUCGAACGCAUGUUUCAAACUACCGCGAAAGAAUUUAGAAUUCUUAAGAUUGAACGAAUACAGAAUCGUUCCCUAUAUCAAUCUUACAUGGCGAGGAAACAUAAAAUGGACAACGACGCUAAAGGAAGUAAUGAACGAAUGCUUUUUCAUGGGACGGAUGGUCAAAAUGUCAGCAAAAUCAUGUCGCAGGGAUUCAACAGAAGUUUAUGUGGAGUUCACGGAACAUGUUAUGGACGUGGUGUAUACUUUGCCAGAGACGCCAAAUACUCUGUUAAUUACGCUGGGAGUGGAGCGGCCCGUCACAUGUUCCUUGCCAAGGUCCUAGUUGGGCAGUAUUGCUUAGGAAAUAAACUCUAUGUUGAGCCUCCAGAAAUAAAUCCCUCCAUGCCAGAAGUUCUCUACGAUUCCGUCGUCGAUAACAAAAUCAAUCCUAACAUUUUUGUUGUUUUCCGGGAUAAUCAAUGCUAUCCUGAAUACCUUAUAACCUUUGCCCAAUAAUGUUUGUUUAGAUAAACGAUAUGAACUAAAGAGCUAACUAUGCGAAUGUAUGGUGGAAUAAGAGCCAGCUUAUUAUGUAUAGAUAACAAUAGGGUAUUUCCUAUUUCAAACUAUUUCAAGGGGUCUCCAUGGGGUUACCGUUAGCCGUGAAACAUGGGGUCGGGGACCUUCAGGGAUCACGGACCUUCAGGGAUCCGGGAAUAGAGUAAAAUG
Molecule: messenger RNA, 7961 nt
Organism: Stylophora pistillata
Lineage: Eukaryota; Metazoa; Cnidaria; Anthozoa; Scleractinia; Pocilloporidae
Product: protein mono-ADP-ribosyltransferase PARP14
Biological process (GO): negative regulation of gene expression
Cellular component (GO): nucleus; cytoplasm
Molecular function (GO): RNA binding; transcription corepressor activity; NAD+ poly-ADP-ribosyltransferase activity
Source: RefSeq, a predicted model, not a curated record